UCCUCUUACUAUCUGUGUGUCUAUAUCACAGCAGCAGGUGGUAGUAUGCUGCUGCAACCCUUUGCAAAGGUAGCUCAGCCUAUCCUCACCCAUUGCAGAGGCACUUUUUUUUAAGGGGGAGUUUCAGCAAAGCCUGGGAUCUGCUACCUCUCAAGUCAAUUCAGGAAUUCAUCAAACUUUACUGUGUCCAGCAAGGCACAGAGAAGCAACUCAGACCAUCCUUUCCUCUCCUCUUCAUCACAAGCUCCGCAAGGCAGAUUUCCUCAGCAUCAUCCUCCUGAACCUCUGGGUUUCCCUUCUGCGUCAGCCAGCUAAGUUCUCUUCACUUUAAGAAUUUUUGCAUCACUUAGAACUUUUUUUUUUUACUUUUUUUUGCUAUAUGUGAACUGUCUUACCACUGCAGUACCAUUUCCCAGAUCUACCUGACUACUAUAUUUCUUUGAUGCAUAGUUGCAAAAAAAAAGGAAAGUAAAACAAUUAUAAGUUUUAUGGAAAAAUAUGUAAAGGAAUAAAGAUUUGGGUGAUUUUUUUUUAUUAGAAAGCAAACUUUUUAAAAUUUCAUGGAGUAAAGCACUUACCUGCAUGAUACUCUGGAUUACUAGGUGACCUAGACUCUUUUCUGCAAAGCAAGUUGGGGAGACAUAGUAACCAUGACGGGUUUAUCUCACCCCGGACAGAACCUUAGGAGUCACACUAAAGCUUCCAACCUAAAGCAUUGUCAUAGGACUGUGGCUUCAUCAGAGAAUGUCCAAACAAACUAUAGGAUGUAUAUUGCAUAUCUUCUCAUUCUGCUCAUUCUGACCCCAAGAGUGGACUCUUCCUGGUGGUACAUUGGUGCACUUGGAGCACGCGUAAUAUGUAAUAACAUUCCAGGACUUGUGACCAAGCAGAAGCAACUCUGUCAAAAGCACCCUGACAUUAUGCAAGCCAUUGGUGAGGGAGCCAAGGAGUGGAUUAGAGAGUGCCAGCAUCAGUUCAGACAUCAUCGCUGGAAUUGCAGCACCCUGGACAGAGACCACACAGUCUUUGGGAGAGUCAUGCUAAGAAGUAGUCGAGAAGCAGCAUUUGUCUAUGCAAUUUCCUAUGCUGGUGUUGUUUUUGCCAUUACUAGAGCUUGCAGCCAAGGUGAACUGAAAUCCUGCAGCUGUGAUCCAAAAAAACGGGGGCGAUCCAAAGACAAAAAAGGAGACUUUGACUGGGGAGGAUGUAGUGACAACAUUGAUUUUGGAAUUGAAUUUGCCAAGGACUUUGUGGAUGCCAAGGAAAGAAAAGUAAGGGAUGCUCGAGCCUUGAUGAAUUUGCACAAUAACCGCGUUGGAAGGAUGGCAGUAAAACGUUUUAUGAAGCUUGAAUGUAAGUGCCAUGGGGUCAGUGGGUCAUGCACAUUAAGGACUUGUUGGCGAGCUAUGUCAGAUUUUCGAAAAACAGGGGACUAUCUCAGAAGGAAAUACAACGGGGCAAUCCAGGUCACCAUGAAUCAAGAUGGUACUAGCUUCACAGUAGCCAAUCAAGACUUCAGAAAACCCACAAAAAAGGACCUUGUCUACUUUGAGAAUUCUCCUGAUUACUGCUUGAUGGACAAGUCUGCAGGUUCAUUAGGCACUGCAGGAAGAGUGUGUGACAAAGUCUCCAGAGGGACAGACGGCUGUGAAGUUAUGUGCUGUGGUAGAGGCUAUGACACCACUCGUGUUAACCGAACCACUAAAUGCGAGUGUAAAUUCCACUGGUGUUGUGCAGUGCGCUGUAAGGAAUGCGAAGAGACAGUCGAUGUGCAUACAUGUAAGGCUCCAAAACGGGCAGAAUGGCUGGAUCAGACUUGAAUCGAACAGACAUCUACACUUUGGACAAGGAGUCACAGGCCCCGCAAAAUUCUGGGUAUAAGUGUAGUACAGUUGCAUGGCUUCUUAUUUAAGUAAUUCUGCAAGGCACUAAAGACAAGACUACACUUCCCAGGAUGAAAUGCGGACCCUAUGACAAAGGCCAGCAAAGAACCAGCCCUUUUGGUGAGAGAAAUUUGCAAUAAAAUAAGUGGUUUUCUAACUGCUAUCCCUGAUCUAGUGGUACACAACAGACCACUGCUUGACAGCUUUUUCCUGCUGUGUGGCUUUAUAUCAUUAUUGGAGACUGAUUCUUAUAUGCAAGUGCUUUUUGCCAAUAUGCAAUAAACAUGCUGAGGGGAAAAAAGGAGAAUACGUUGAUUGUCAUCAGAAUUUUUUUUCCUGUCGAUGCUUUCAAACUGUUAAUUAUUAGUGAACCCCUGCAGUAACAGCCUGUUUAAUGCUACAAAUGCAUGGGACGUUUUACACUUACAGAAAAAAGAAAAUGGUUCACUGGAAAGAAUAUAGCUGUGCACACCAUCAUUUCAUGCCUAGAUUUUUCAUUUGGUGGACUAUGUUUCAAAAUAUUUUAAGAAUAUUUUCAUAGUAUAAAGUCAAGAGCCUUCGUGAAGCUGCUCAGAAUGCCAUGUGGAUUUUUACAGAAACUAAAUGAAAUUGUAUGAAAUGCUCCCAUGCUGACUGCACAAGUUAAAAAUGGAGACUUGCAAAUUAUUGUUUGGACUUUGGAGAACUCUGGAUACGACUGUGACACACAUAUUUUGUUAGACUUGCUUCUAUGAUGUGUAUACUGCUUUAAUAUUUUUUUAAAUUUAAACUUAUAUUGCAAACCCAUUUUGUUGUGCUCCUUGCCCAUCACUGAAAAUGGGUAAAUAUCCUUAUUUAUUCAUAUACAUUAUAAAGAGGAAAAGAAUAAAGU
Messenger RNA from Rana temporaria (common frog), 2754 nucleotides. RefSeq names its product Wnt family member 2B (gene WNT2B). Gene Ontology annotation, biological process: neuron differentiation; multicellular organism development; canonical Wnt signaling pathway. Lineage: Eukaryota; Metazoa; Chordata; Amphibia; Anura; Ranidae. Gene Ontology annotation, molecular function: cytokine activity; frizzled binding. Gene Ontology annotation, cellular component: extracellular region. The transcript is spliced from 5 exons. The coding region runs from base 651 to 1820 and encodes 389 amino acids. The record is from RefSeq and is a predicted model, not a curated record.